AAAAUUAUCAAAUGCUACGGUGAAUGUUUAGAUCUCAAACAUAGAAAUGCACGACGUCGUCGAGCGAAAAAAUUGACAGAUAAGGAUUUCACAGGCUUAGGCUUACCUUUGACUUACACUUUCCCGUUCAGUUUAUGAGAGAAAAGUCUGUUUAUGAUUUUCUGUUCCCAAAUCUCUCCUCUUCUUCUCCCUCUUCCUUCGCUAUGUGAAAUUUGACGAAGAUAAUAAAAACAAAGCACAGACAAAAUCACAACAAUUUCUAGGGUUUUAAACUCUCGAAUCUAUUGAAUCAAACACUAUUAAGAUUCCUACUCUCUCUUGAAUUCCAUCUCUUUCCCGGGUUGUUGCAAUGCACCGCGUGGGUAGUGCAGGGAACAAUUCCAAUUCUGUUCGCCCGCGUAAAGAGAAGAGGCUUACUUAUGUUCUGAGUGAUGCUGAUGAUACAAAGCAUUGUGCUGGCAUAAAUUGCUUGGCUGUGUUAAAGUCAUCUGUAUCUGAUAAGGGUGAUUACCUCUUCACUGGGAGUCGUGAUGGCACAUUGAAGAGAUGGGCAGUGGAUGAAGAUUCAGCUACAUGCUUAGCUACAUUUGAGUCCCAUGUCGAUUGGGUAAAUGAUGCUGUCCUUGUUGGUGAUAGUACACUUGUCUCCUGCUCCUCAGACACCACCCUCAAGACAUGGAAUUGCUUGUCUGAUGGAAAUUGUACCAGGACUCUCCGUCAGCACUCUGACUAUGUUACUUGUCUCGCUGGAGCAGAAAAAAAUGGCAAUAUUGUUGCCUCUGGUGGCCUUGGCGGGGAGGUUUUCGUAUGGGAUCUUGAAGCUGCACUUGCUCCAGUCUCAAAGUCAAAUGACGCAAUGGAAGAUGAUUGUUCUAAUGGAGUCAGUGGCUCUGGUAAUUCAUUGCCCAUGACAAGUUUGCGCACUAUUAGCUCAAACAGCAACAUAACUAUGCAUACAACUCAGCCUCAUGGAUAUGUGCCAAUUGCUGCCAAAGGCCAUAAGGAGUCAGUUUACGCAUUGGCAAUGAAUGAUAGUGGAACUAUUCUUGUCUCUGGUGGAACUGAAAAGGUUGUGCGUGUUUGGGAUCCAAGAACUGGUUCAAAGACUAUGAAGCUAAGAGGGCACACUGAUAAUAUCAGGGCUCUGCUUCUGGAUUCUACUGGCAGGUAUUGCUUAUCGGGAUCUUCUGAUUCUAUGAUCAGGUUAUGGGACCUUGGUCAGCAGCGUUGUUUGCAUUCAUAUGCUGUGCAUACAGAUUCUGUUUGGGCACUUGCCAGCACCCCAACAUUUAGUCAUGUUUACAGCGGUGGGAGGGAUCUUUCUUUGUACUUGACGGACCUGGCAACAAGAGAGAGCCUUUUGCUUUGCACCAAGGAGCAUCCCAUUUUGCAAUUGGCAUUGCAUGACGAUAGCAUAUGGGUUGCAACAACAGAUUCAUCAGUUGAUAGAUGGCCUGCUGAAGGAUGCAAUCCUCAAAAGGUCUUUCAAAGGGGAGGUUCAUUUUUAGCUGGAAACUUGUCUUUUUCAAGGGCAAGGGUUUCUUUAGAAGGAUCUACCCCAGUUCCAGUCUACAAAGAACCAACAUUGAGCAUUCCUGGAACUCCAGCAAUAGUGCAACAUGAGAUUUUAAAUAAUAGAAGGCAUGUCCUGACUAAGGAUACUGCUGGUUCAGUGAAGCUAUGGGAGAUCACAAGGGGUAUUGUAGUUGAGGACUAUGGAAAGGUGUCUUUUGAGGAGAAAAAGGAACAAUUAUUUGAAAUGGUAAGCAUUCCGGCAUGGUUCACUGUGGAUACGAGGCUUGGAAGCUUGUCUGUCCAUUUGGACACACCGCAAUGCUUUUCUGCAGAGAUGUAUUCUGCAGACCUUAACAUAGCUGGAAAACCUGAGGAUGAUAAGGUUAAUCUGGCUCGUGAAACCCUAAAAGGCCUAUUGGCUCAUUGGUUGGCCAAAAGAAGGCAUAGACUUGGAUCUCAAGCUUCAGCUAAUGGGGAUGUUUUAUCUGGGAAAGAUAUUACUCCGAGAAGUCUUGGGCAUUCCAGAAUUGAGGUAGAUGGUAGUGCUGAAAAUGACUCCAUGGUGUAUCCUCCAUUUGAAUUUUCAACAGUUUCCCCUCCUUCGAUUAUCACCGAAGGUUCUCAAGGAGGUCCUUGGAGAAAGAAAGUUACUGAUUUAGAUGGAACAGAGGAUGAAAAGGACUUCCCUUGGUGGUGCCUAGAAUGUGUAUUGCAUAAUCGCCUCCCUCCAAGGGAAAAUACCAAGUGCAGCUUUUAUCUGCAUCCAUGUGAAGGUUCAGGCGUCCAGAUCCUCACCCAAGGCAAAUUGAGUGCACCCCGCAUACUGAGGAUACAUAAAGUUGUCAAUUACGUUGUAGAAAAGAUGCUCCUUGACAAACCGCUGGAUAACGUUAAUCCUGAUGGAGCAUUUGCUCCUGGAAUUGGUGGACCGUUGCAGCAUUCAGCAGUUGGAGAUGGAUCCUAUAGAACUGGAUUGAAGCCUUGGCAAAAGCUUAGGCCUUCCAUAGAGAUUUUGUGCAACAAUCAGGUCUUAUCUCCGGACAUGAGCUUAGCCACUGUGAAAGCUUACAUAUGGAAGAAAUCUGAGGAUCUAGUACUUAACUACAGGGUAGUUCAGGGAAGGUGAUUUCAUGUGACUUUUGGGAGAAGAACAAACAGUUGCUCAGUUUUCAGACUUGUAUUGGGCACAGGUGGAUUUCACUUGUGAUGAUGGAAAUCUGGUGCUUGUGUAAAAUAUUGAGGAAUACAUUGAUUCUUCAUGGAUGCUCGGUGCGAUCAGUCUUAUCAUAAGGAUCCUUGUAUAUUUGGAAAACCAAUCGAUAUCUGAACUAGCUGAGAAGAUCCUGGUUAGCCUUUUCCUUGUUGGACAGAUGGUAUAUAACUUUGUCUAGACAUCAUCUAGACUUUUUUUGAUGGACAUUGCACAGCCCUAGGGCAUACAAUGCGGCAGUACAAGGGUUUGUGACUGCUGAAGAAGUAUGGCAAGUGUUCCUAGGAGGGGUUCCAAAUUAGAGUUAUGAUGCCGAAAGCUUUGUAGAUUUGUAUUGUUGGGUACCAAUUACAAUACAUAGCCAUAGAAACUGUUACUAAGGUUUUCUUUUUCUUCUUCUUUUUUUAAUUUGUUCGUUUUCUUUUUGUGGAAAUAAUACUAUUCCCCAUUCAUUUUGAUCUAGUCAUUAUAUUUUUCUGCCUACAA
Messenger RNA from Jatropha curcas, 3211 nucleotides. It is a transcript of the gene LRS1, whose product is annotated as Transducin/WD40 repeat-like superfamily protein. The record is from RefSeq and is a predicted model, not a curated record. NCBI's taxonomy places the organism in Eukaryota, Viridiplantae, Streptophyta, Magnoliopsida, Malpighiales, Euphorbiaceae. Gene Ontology annotation, biological process: double-strand break repair via homologous recombination. Gene Ontology annotation, molecular function: ubiquitin binding.